Molecule: messenger RNA, 2529 nt
Organism: Morchella sextelata
Lineage: Eukaryota; Fungi; Ascomycota; Pezizomycetes; Pezizales; Morchellaceae
Exons: 4
Coding region: 1-2529 (842 amino acids)
Biological process (GO): rescue of stalled cytosolic ribosome; protein ubiquitination
Molecular function (GO): ubiquitin protein ligase activity; ribosome binding
Source: RefSeq, a predicted model, not a curated record
AUGGCCUCAACAACUACAGACGUUGCUCCCCCUACGGGUCCCUCCGCCGAAAGGACAGGCCCAAAUGUAUCACAUCGUGGAGGCCAUAGGGGUCGUGGUAGGCGUAGUGGUAGCGGCCCCGGAGGAGCAGGAGAAGGUCGAGGUGGUUCCCGUAAACCCCGCGGCGACCGCGGUGGAAGAGGAGGCCGUGACGGACGUCAGCAGCACCAAAACAAAGCCCAAGAUGGUGUACCGGAGGACGAGCAGCGACCAGAGUCAAGGGCUAGUGUUUUGGCUGGUCCUGCUGCACCCCAAGCAACAGCCGUGGUUAAGCCAGAUGCCGAUGACGUUGCUUCAGACGCGGAUUCUCCAGUUUGCUUUAUUUGUGCAGAUCCAGUCAUUUACUCUGCCAUUGCGCCGUGUACUCAUACUACCUGCCACAUAUGUGCGCUGCGUAUGAGAGCGUUAUAUAAGAAUAGGGCUUGUGCGCAUUGCAGGACAGAGGCGGAGUGGGUAAUAUUCUCGAAGCUUGAGGAAAAGAAAUUCACAGACUUCACGGCAUCCGACAUUGUCUCAGCAAACGAAGCUCUGGGAAUCAAAUUUGACGAUAAAGCUAUUGAAAGUGACACAAAUCUUCUACUGCACUACAAUUGUCCUGAAGACGAUUGCACUCGAGCGUGUCGAGGUUGGCCGGACUUACACCACCAUGUCAGGAGCGCUCAUUCAAGAGUUCUAUGUGAUCUCUGCGUUCGAAAUAAAAAGAUUUUUACGCAUGAACACACACUUUUCACCCAGCAAGAGCUCCGCAAGCACGAAAGGACAGGUGAUGAUCAACCGGGCUCUGAGAAUCAAAGUGGAUUCAAGGGCCACCCAGAGUGUGGUUUCUGUCGGCAACGGUUCUAUUCCUCCGAUGAACUCUUUACUCAUUGUCGGGACAAGCACGAGCGCUGCCACAUAUGUGACCGGAGAAACCCAACGGCGCAACAGCAGUAUUACAUCGACUACAAUGCGCUAGCAGCUCAUUUCACGAAAGACCACUUCAUGUGUGCAGAUGAAGAGUGUAUGGAGAAGAAGUUCAUUGUUUUCGAGAAUGAAGUUGACCUAAAAGCACAUCAACUUGAAGUACAUCCUAAUGGACUUUCAAAGAAUGCUAAAAGGGAUGCAAGAAGGGUUGAUCUCAGUCAAUUUGCAGAGCCCCGGAGUAACGAUAGAGGCGGGAACCGUCGCCGCCGCAAUGACGGUCGUGGGCAACAAGAGCAAGAGGAGGCUCCAAUAAGGAGUGAACAACAAAUGACCAGAGCUGAAUUGGCGUAUCAGAGAGAAUUGGCGUAUAAUAGAACUUUGGCUGUACAGAGCGCCCAGUCCACAACCCAGAGGACAUUUGGGGGACAAUUAACGGAACCGGCACACGCUGCUAGAGCACCACCACCUUCUGCAGCGAGACCAGCAGCGCAGCCUGUGGCUGCUACUACAAGCCAAGCACCCCCUGCACGUCCUCCAGCACGACCUGCUGAGCCAUCACCGGCGGUAGUGGCGGCGGCGGUGGCCCGGGAUGCGUUCCCGCCUUUGGCGAGGCCGAGUCCGCCCGUCUCAAGGCCAAGUCCACCCGUUUCGAGGCCGAGUCCCCCGGCUGCAGCCGCAUCGUCUAGUGCUACCCGGGGCCCAAUCACUAACGCCGGUAGGGGUGCACCGGUUACGGAUGACGUUAAGAGGUUGAGACAUGCUGCAGUAAUUGACAGGGCAUUAAAUAUGCUUCGGCACAGUGAUAAAAAACUCGACACCUUUAAAGCGGACAUCAGCAGGUAUCAUCAAGAUUCCUUAACAGCUAGUGGUCUGGUCAAUCAAUUCUGGGCCCUUUUUGACACGAACGCCUCUGAACUUGGCAUUUUGAUAAAAGAACUCGCCGAUCUUUUUGAAGACGAGCCAAAACGCCAAGGACUUCUCAAGGCCUGGAACGACUGGAAAGUCAUUAAUGAAGAUUAUCCCCCCUUUGCGGGCGCCUCUUCCUCUGGUUCUGGAGGAACGGAAAACUCUCGUGUACUCAAGAUCAAGUCCUCAACGUCUCAUUCAGCGCGAUCCACCACCGCCCGUCAGGGCGCCUGGGGAGCCGCUGCAGUAGUUCCAUCAUCUUCAUCUGCAUCUUUUUCUUCCGCUCCUUCCGUACCUGGCCCUGCACUGAGAUCGGCGAACCGCCAAGGCCCUGGCGCACAUACCCAAACACCUUGGGUAGCACCUAGCGCCCCCGCUCGACCGGCAGCGUCAGGUCCUUCUGUUCCUGCUGGACCUUCAAGAAAGGUGGGUAAGGAUGAGUUCCCAAGUCUGCCCACGAAGCCGCCGCCACCACCGGGAUGGGGCCCAAUCAAGAAGAAGGAUCCGUACACGGCUUAUAACGGCGCCCCUCCUCCGCAGGUAGGCGCAUGGGGGGGAGGAGGAAGCGGGGGUGAACAGAGUGCUGAACCUAGUGAGAGCGAAGAAGUCGGUGGGAGCAGCAAUGCAGGGAAGAAGAAGAAGGGCAAGCAGAAGCAGAUCCUGUUCCACGUUGGACUGUAA